CGGGCGUGUGCAGGAACAGAACCCAGGGUCAGGGGUGCCAGCUGAUCGCAGCCGCAAACACCCCUGCUCACUGCUCCUCCUCACCGUGUGUGUGAAUUCGUCCUCACAACACCGUUGCCUCAGCCGGGGACCUGGGAGUCAUCUUCACCGUGGAUUUCUGCCCACCGCAGCUUCCAGGUCGCCAUUUCCCCAAACGUCCGAAGCACAUGCUUGUAGUCGAAGCAAAGUUCGAUGGAGAACAGCUGGCGACGGACCCUGUGGACCACACUGACCAGCCAGAGUUCGCCACCGAGCUAGCCUGGGAAAUCGACAGGAAAGCCCUCCAUCAGCACAGGCUACAGCGUACUCCGGUCAAACUCCAGUGUUUUGCCUUGGACCCCUCAACUUCAGCCAAAGAAACCAUAGGUUACAUUGUUCUGGACUUAAGAACCGCUCAAGAAACAAAGCAGGCACCAAAAUGGUACCAGCUGCUGAGUAACAAAUACACCAAGUUCAAGUCUGAGAUACAGCUAAGCAUUGCUUUGGAGACAGACACGAAGGCGCCAGUGGAUAGUUUUAAAGCAAAGGGAGCCCCUCCUCGAGAUGGAAAAGUGCCUGCCAGCCUGUCUGAACUCGACCCUAAGGACAUAGUGGCAGUGCUGAACGAGGAGGGCGGCUACCAUCAGAUUGGCCCAGCCGAGUACUGCACUGACGCCUUCAUUCUGUCAGUGACCAUAGCGUUCGCCACCCAGCUGGAGCAGUUAAUUCCAUGUACCAUGAAACUUCCAGAAAGACAGCCUGAGUUUUUCUUUUACUAUUCUUUACUGGGGAAUGAUGUUACAAAUGAACCCUUCAACGAUUUGAUCAACCCAAACUUUGAGCCAGAGAGAGCUUCAGUUCGUAUACGCAGCAGUGUAGAAAUUCUUCGCGUUUACCUGGCUCUUCAGUCUAAGCUACAGAUCCAUCUCUGCUGUGGAGACCAGUCUCUCGGAAGCACAGAAGUCCCUUUAACUGGAUUACUGAAAAAGGGCAGCACAGAAAUCAACCAGCGCCCAGUCACAGUGGAGGGUGCUUUCACCCUUGACCCUCCAAACCGAGCCAAACAGAAGCUUCCCCCAAUUCCCUUGGAGCUGGCCCCAACCGUGGGCGUGUCCGUGGCUCUGCAGAGGGAAGGCACAGACACCCAGUCUUUAAUUGAGAUAAAGACCCAGCGUGAAUGUGAGCCAGAGCAUUCAAGGAAGAGAGCUUUAACCCCCAUAAAGGAGAAGUCACUCACUGGGCCCAGAUCGCCAAGCGUGUCGUCCCCUGUUCCACCUCCCAACCCAUCACCGCCAGCGAAAGAUGAUGCCACGGAAAGCGAGGUGGAAAGCUUACAGUACGACAAGGACACAAAGCCAAACCCAAAGGCCAUCAGCUCUGUGCCCGCUUCAGGGGUCCAGCCAGUGAAUGCCUCCCAGGCUUCGGAAACGACUUCAGGACAGAAGAUUGCUGUGCCGGCAACCUCGCAUCAUUUUUGCUUUUCAAUAGACUUACGGAGUAUCCAAAACUUGGAAACUGCUUUUCCAAUCAACUGUAUAUUAAGGUACUCAUACCCAUUCUUUGGAAGUGCUGCUCCUAUUCUGACUAACCCUCCUGUAGAAGUUCGGAGAAACAUGGAGGUUUUCCUUCCCCAAUCUUACUGUGCAUUUGAUUUUGCAACCAUGCCUCACCAGCUGCAAGAUACUUUCUUAAGGAUUCCAUUGCUGGUUGAAUUAUGGCACAAGGACAAAAUGAGUAAAGAUUUACUUCUGGGAAUUGCAAGAAUCCAGCUUUCUAACAUCUUGUCUUCAGAAAAAACUCGCUUUUUGGGUUCUAACGGGGAACAGUGCUGGCGUCAGACUUACAGCGAGAGCGUGCCUGUCAUGGCAGCCCAAGGGUCAAAUAACAGGAUAGUAGAUCUUUCUUACACAAUGACUCUAGAAGAUCAUGGACUAGUUAAAAUGCAUGAAAUUUUUGUCUCCGAAUCAUCUCAGGGUUUAUCUGCUGCACACCAAAAGCCAUCUUCUCUUCCUCCAGUACCUUGUAACUCAGAGGUCCAGACAGAGCCUCGGCAAACCUUGGAGUACAAAGCGGCACUUGAGCUAGAAAUGUGGAAGGAGAUGCAAGAAGACAUUUUUGAAAAUCAGCUAAAGCAGAAAGAACUGGCACACAUGCAGGCUCUUGCAGAAGAGUGGAAGAAAAGGGACCGAGAGAGAGAGUCCCUGGUGAAGAAAAAGGUGGCCGAAUACACUAUUCUAGAAGGAAAACUGCAGAAAGCCCUCGUGGACUUGGAGAGGCGAGAGCAGCAGCUUGCCAGCGCGGACUCUGAGCUCCAAAGGGAAAGAAAGGAGCUGCAAUCAGAACGCGAGCGGAACCUGCAAGAACUUCAGGACUCUAUCCGGAGGGCCAAAGAAGACUGUAUUCACCAAGUGGAACUGGAAAGGUUAAAGAUCAAGCAGAUAGAAGAGGACAAGCACCGACUCCAACAGCAGCUAAGUGAUGCUGAAAAUAAGUAUAAGAUUUUGGAAAAAGAGUUCCAACAGUUCAAGGAUCAACAAAGUAGCAAGCCAGAAAUCCGACUACAGUCUGAAAUAAACCUUCUCACCUUGGAAAAGGUUGAACUUGAAAGAAAGUUGGAAUCUGCAACUAAGUCGAAACUGCAUUAUAAGCAGCAGUGGGGACGAGCUUUGAAAGAACUUGCCAGACUUAAACAGAAAGAGCAGGAAAGUCAAAUGGCUCGUCUUAAAAAGCAGCAGGAAGAACUGGAACAGAUGAGACUGCGUUACCUGGCGGCCGAGGAAAAAGACACAGUAAAAACCGACCGGCAAGAGUUGUUGGAUAUAAGAAAUGAAUUGAACAGGUUAAGGCAGCAAGAUCAAAAGCAGCCCCAGGAUUCCAGAGAGAUCGCAAGUAGGAGCGUGGAGGGCCCGCACAACCGAGCGCUGGAGGAGGGGCUGGAGGACUACCUGACGCGCCUGAUAGAAGAGAGGGAUACCCUGAUGAGAACAGGCGUCUACAGUCACGAGGAUCGAAUCAUAGGUGAACUGGACCGGCAGAUCAGAGAGGUUCUGGCCAAAAGCAAUGCCAGUAAUUAAUGACGUUUGGAAAAUCUCUGCAGAGACUCCAGGUCUACAUUUUAAUUUCAUUGUAAAACCCUCAAAAGUGGGGAAAAAUGGAUAUUUUUCAAAUGCUAUUUUCAAUUUUUGUAAGGAAAAUGGUGUAUGUUAUUGUACAGUAUUUAUUUGGUUUUCUUGUACUUUAUGCUACCUCCCCCACGCUGGUUGUAUUUGUAAUUGCAUUUUAUAUACUCAUUUUAAAUGACUUCUCAGUGUUUCUCAGAGUUUAUAAUCUGAUGGCUAACUUUCCAAGCAGCUUUUUAUUAAAUUUAUAGGAGAAAUAGCUGCAGUAAUUUCUAGUUCUCAUAAUUUUUCAUAUUGAGCCAGAAGAGUAUAUGUUGCACUUUAAUGCCAUGCCCUAUCCCAUUUGAAGGCAGGUAUCUUAAAGUUGAGACCAAGUGUAAAUGUAGCUGGUUUUAUUUAAUUCUAAAUGACCUCAUUUUACAUAACCUUUUUUUCUCACCUAACUUGUAGUAUUUGCAAGUGACAAGUUUGAAAACAAAGCAAGAUCAAUGCAGAGAAGUCAUAUGACACAUUGGGUGACAGAGUGGUCAUUUAAUUAAAUAAAGUUAAUAUAGAAUAAACUCGUUUCAAGAGCUGUUCAAUUUUCAAAUCUUCAUUGCACUCUUAACUUUUAAAAACAUGAAAUAAUAGCUAAAUACGUUUUUCUCUGUCAGUCUUCUGCUCAAUAUGGCAUUGUUUUCUUUUGUUAAAAAUUAGAGGUUUCUUUUUAUUUUCCAGUGAUAGUGAUAAUACUUAGCUAUUAGCUCAAACCCUCUGUUACAGACCAUGAAAACAGACACAUACAGGUUUCAGUUUAAAAAGAGGGAAAAAUCAACUAUUUUUUACUGUCCCUAACUAUAGUCACCCUUCCCAAAGUCCAUGGAAUUAAGGCACCGUAUGCGUAGUGCCAAGCUCUGUGCCCGCUGAAAGAGCCCCUCCCCCAGAUGCUUCAGGGCCGGCCUUCAUCCUCAGAGCAGCACUGGCACCUCCUUUGACAGCGUCCUCAAAGUCUAUAGCAAAUCCACAGAUUAGGUUGCAUCUUAAACUAUAUGUAGUUUAGAUUUUUUGAUUUCUAAAUGUAAUAAAUUUAGGUAUGUACUCUAGAAAGUAUAUACUAUUUAGCAGAAUAGGCUGAUUGGCAACAUGAAAUAAAUUUAAUUUUCAACAAGGUACAUUUCUUGUUUGGGAAAUUAAAGUCCAUAUGCACAUUGUAUGCUGUAUUUUUUUUCCUUAUUAACAAAGUAUUAAUCUUCUAAAAACAACCCAGCAGUAAAUACAGAGAAAGAAAUGACUGAAUGACAAGAUAAUGAAUCUGUGAAUCAUAGCAGGAAUUUGAAAUACUAAUUAUGGUUAGAUGUUUCCCCUCAUUAAUUUUUGUGCCACACGAAUGGAACAGAAGUAUUAUUUUUGUUUUGGUAGGCCUCUGGCAAAACACUGACUGCAUUUGAUUGUGUUGUGUGCUGCCUCUGACGGUUUUCAAACACUAGAGGGGGCCUUAGAUUUAAAGAAACCAAAAGGACUUUUCUAACAUGGAUGCGUAGUUGAUUUUGCCUUCUGUAAAGCCAUCUUUGACCAUUGUACUUUCACAAAUAAAGCGCUGUUUGUUAACCA
Messenger RNA from Tupaia belangeri chinensis (Chinese tree shrew), 4727 nucleotides. RefSeq names its product centrosomal protein 120 (gene CEP120). NCBI's taxonomy places the organism in Eukaryota, Metazoa, Chordata, Mammalia, Scandentia, Tupaiidae. Gene Ontology annotation, biological process: interkinetic nuclear migration; positive regulation of centriole elongation. Gene Ontology annotation, cellular component: centrosome. The record is from RefSeq and is a predicted model, not a curated record. Bases 207 to 3092 code for a protein of 961 amino acids. The transcript has 20 exons.